This is a messenger RNA of Myripristis murdjan (pinecone soldierfish), 1131 nucleotides long. RefSeq names its product heparan sulfate (glucosamine) 3-O-sulfotransferase 2 (gene hs3st2). The record is from RefSeq and is a predicted model, not a curated record. Gene Ontology annotation, molecular function: [heparan sulfate]-glucosamine 3-sulfotransferase activity. NCBI's taxonomy places the organism in Eukaryota, Metazoa, Chordata, Actinopteri, Holocentriformes, Holocentridae. Bases 1 to 1131 code for a protein of 376 amino acids. The transcript has 2 exons.
AUGGCACAUAGGUUCCUCUCACCUACAAACAGAUUCAGCGCAAGAUUUGCUUUCAUAUUCACAGUGUCACUGUCUUGCACCUACUUAUGCUACAGUAUUAUUUUUUGUCGCAGCACAAUCAUGACCAACCAGGGUUACGAUGAGAAAAGGUGCCCGCCGAGCAGGAACGCGGGCGGCAAGAAACUUCUUGGCAAAUUGGAGGAUUGCGCUUUGCUGGAUGCCAGGUCCGCUCUGGAGGAGUCUCGUGACCGGCGGGGAUCAAGUGAUGUCCGCGACCAAAGUAAAACCCCCGCCUCGUCGGGGAGCCACUCCACAGAACUCAAGUUGAAAAACAUGAGUGUGGCGCAAAGGUAUGGGAAUAAGAAGCUGCCUAACGCGUUAAUUGUCGGGGUGAAGAAGGGGGGAACCAGGGCGGUGCUGGAGUUCAUCCGGAUACAUCCUGAUGUGCGCGCACUUGGGACGGAGCCUCACUUUUUCGACAGAAACUAUGACAGGGGGCUUGACUGGUACAGGGGUCUAAUGCCACGGACGUUAGACAGCCAAAUCACAUUAGAGAAGACCCCGAGCUAUUUUGUCACCAGAGAGGCACCGAGACGGAUCUCCAGCAUGUCCCAUGAGACCAAGCUGAUAAUUGUGGUGCGUAACCCAGUCACAAGAGCCAUCUCUGAUUAUACACAGACUCUAUCCAAGAAGCCCGACAUCCCAACGUUUGAGGAGCUGGCCUUUAAGAACAGAAGUUUGGGUCUUGUUGACACUUCCUGGAACGCUAUUCGCAUUGGGAUGUACAUUCUGCACCUGGAGAACUGGCUGCAGUACUUCCGCCUGUCGCAGAUGCACUUUGUGAGCGGAGAGCGGCUGAUCACGGAUCCGGCCGGGGAAAUGGGCCGAGUCCAGGACUUUUUGGGACUGAAACGAAUAAUCACAGACAAGCACUUCUACUUUAACAGAACCAAAGGCUUCCCCUGUCUGAAGAAGCCAGAGAGCAGCAGCCAGCCACGCUGCCUGGGAAAAUCCAAGGGCAGGACUCAUGUGCAGAUUGACCAGGAGGUUAUUGAGCAGCUGCGGGAGUUUUAUAGGCCUUUUAAUGUCAAAUUCUACGAAACAGUGGGACAAGACUUCAGGUGGGACUGA